GUUCAUAAAUUCAAUUUUUUUUUCUCUUAAGAUUGCUUAAUAAGUUUUCUCUCUCUAAAUCUUACUUGCCAAAGUUGCAAACUUUUUUCAAAAAAUGGUUUGUAUUUUUCCAUUCCAGCUGUUGCAAAACCAAGCAACUGAUCAAAGAAGCCUUAAAUUUUAUCCCCACUUGAAAUGAACGUUGAUCAAAACAUGAACCGUAUUCAAUUUACACUUUUCUUACUUCAAUUUCACGUGUCAGUGUGAUUGAAUUUUUGUUUUCUUACUUCAAUUUUUUUUUGUCCAAACCUUGUUUUCCCACAUGGCAGUGGUGAAUGAAAGAGAUAAAACCCACCCACAGGAUCGAAUUUUAGAUACAUCAAUCCCAAUGAACAACGAAUACACAAGGGAUCUCAUCAACAAGGUCAUGGCAGCAGCUGAAGCGGUUGAAGCGGUGGAGAUGGAGAUUGAAGCGGUGGAGGCAGAAAAUCAGCGUCGUCGCCGCUGUCAUGUACCUCUACCACCGGUGAGGCAUGUCGAUCAUCAGCCGCACCAAAAAAUCAGCAGCGGUGAAGACUGUGAACUAAGUCUUGAACUAAGUCUUGGACUUUCAUCGAAUGGGCUAUUUGGGUUUGACCCAAAUGCAAAAAAGAUCAAAAGGACGGCAUCAUCUAUGAUUCCGGCAACUGCUGACGGGUCUGGGUCUGGUUCUGGUUCUGGUGGUGGAAAUUUGAUAAGAACAUGUUCCUUACCAGCAGAGAGCCGGGAAGAAUGGUUGAGAAGAAAGGAAUUGCAGUCGCAGCGGCGAAUGGAAGCUAGGAAAAGGAAAAACGAGAAGAGGAGACAUUCCAGGGCUGCUAGAGAAAGAGAAAGAAACUCUCGCAGUACAGAGAGGGGUGCUGGAAGUGAAGAUGGCGGUGAGAAUAGUAAUAACAACAACCUAGUGGAACAAGACGGUGCUAGUGCUGGUGCUGAUGGUUUGAUUCGAACAACCUCGUUGGUUCGUCGUGUUGGCGGAAUUGUCUUGAACAAUGCAAAGGAAAAAGAUCAAGUGGUUCCUAUUUCACCACCGAGUGGUCCAAUUGCUGGUUCCGGUUCUUCUUCCGGGACGUCUGGAACUUUAGAAUCUGAAGUUCAAGUUCAACAACAUGGUCAAGGAAUAACUCCAAUGGAUACCGAAAACUCCAACGCUGACAACAUUGCUGAACCUCAAAACAAACCAAAGGUCAUGAAUUUGUUUGAGGGCUCGAGGUCGAGCAAGAUUGCUGAACCUCAAAACAAAUCAAAAGCUGUGAAUUUGUUUGAGGGCUCGAGCUCAAGCAAGAUUGCUGAACCUCAAAACAAAACAAAGGCUGUGAACUUGCUUGAGGGCUCGGGACCUCAAAACAAAAAAAAGGUCGUGAGAUUUCUUGAGGGCUCAAACUCGGGCAACAUUGCUGGACCUCAAAACAAAAAAAAGGUCGUGAGAUUUCUUGAGGACUUGAGCUCGAGCAAGAUUGCUGGACCUCAAAGCAAACCAAAGACCGUGAACUUGUUUGAGGGCUCGAGUUCGAGCAAGAUUGCUGGAGCUCAAAACAAAACAAAGGCUGCGAGGAACCCGCUCGAUGACAUGCCAAGUGUUACUACCAAAGGAAACGGACCUAAUGGAAAGAGAAUUGAAGGUUUUCUUUACAAGUAUGGAAGAGGUAAGGAUGUGAGAAUUGUGUGUGUUUGCCAUGGAAGUUUUCUCACUCCUGCUGAGUUUGUCAAGCAUGCUGGUGGAGGUGAUGUGCCUAAUCCACUUAAGCAAAUUGUUGUUAAUUCAAGUUCAAGUUAACUUGAUGAAGCAAUAAGAGGAAGAAAGUAUGAUAAGAGUGAUCAUAUAUUUUAAUUUAAAUAUUGAUUCAUAUGUUCACUCUUAGACUUUUGAAACCUGAAAUGUGAAAAUGUGUUUUUAAGGUGUAAUAUUUACUUUGUUUUUAUGUUUAUGACUUAAGGACCCUAUAUAUGGGAACAAAUGGUGUACUUGCUAUGGUUUAAACUUUUAUGUAAAUUUCCUUUUAUCUA
Molecule: messenger RNA, 2025 nt
Organism: Lathyrus oleraceus (garden pea)
Lineage: Eukaryota; Viridiplantae; Streptophyta; Magnoliopsida; Fabales; Fabaceae
Product: ninja-family protein AFP3
Exons: 2
Coding region: 302-1795 (497 amino acids)
Biological process (GO): response to abscisic acid; signal transduction; negative regulation of DNA-templated transcription
Cellular component (GO): nucleus
Source: RefSeq, a predicted model, not a curated record